AUGGCCUCUUCUGCCAAACGGAGGGCGGUGGGUUUAGGGGAGAAUCCCGGGGAGAGGGACCACAGCUCGGAUGAAGAAUCAGAGGAGUCCGCGGGGUCUGGAGAAGAUGAGAGUGAAGAUUCUGAGGAGGAAAUCCACGAGGAGGUGAUGGUGGACUUUGAGGCCCACAGCAUCACACACAGUGACUUCAGUGGGAUAAAGAAGCUCCUGCAGCAGCUGUUCCUCAAAGCUCACGUCAACACAGCGGACCUCACCGACCUCGUAAUCCAGCAGGCCCACAUCGGCAGCGUGAUCCGGCAGGCAGAGGUCCCCGAGGACAGUGAUGACGAAGACCCUGACCAAGUGUUCGGCUUCAUCUCCAUGAUCAACCUCACAGAGAGAAAGGGCGUUCAGUGUGUGGAGGAGGUGAAGGACCUCCUCCUGGACCAGUGCCAGAGGAGCAGCUCAGCAGCAGACAGUGAGGAGCUGGAGAAGCUUCUCUCAGACCAGAACAGGUCUGUGGGCCUCCUGCUGAGCGAGAGGUUCAUCAACGUCCCUCCUCAGAUCGCCCUCCCCCUGCACAAGCAGCUGCAGGAGGAGAUGGCGGAGGCUCAGCGCACCAACAAACCCAGCGGUCGGUGUCACUUUUGUCUGAUGAUCAGUAAAACCUGCAAAGAAACCUCCAAGAACAACAGCCGCGGAGACAAGGACCAGAUCCUGUUUGUGAACGCAGAGGAGGAGUUCUUCUAUGAGGAGGCAUCGUUAAAGUUCCAUUACUCGGUGGAAGGGGAGACGGACUCGUGCCUCAGCGGUCGAUGGUCGUUUGAUGAUGUUCCCAUGAAACCGUUCAGAACCGUGAUGGUGAUUCCUAGUGAGAGGCUCCCAGUGAUCAUGGACAAACUCAGAGAACACCUCACCCUCUGA
Molecule: messenger RNA, 903 nt
Organism: Knipowitschia caucasica
Lineage: Eukaryota; Metazoa; Chordata; Actinopteri; Gobiiformes; Gobiidae
Source: the annotation of a GenBank genome assembly